This is a messenger RNA of Phragmites australis (common reed), 1297 nucleotides long. RefSeq lists its product as uncharacterized. The transcript is spliced from 2 exons. Gene Ontology annotation, cellular component: U4 snRNP; catalytic step 2 spliceosome; U2 snRNP. Gene Ontology annotation, molecular function: RNA binding. Lineage: Eukaryota; Viridiplantae; Streptophyta; Magnoliopsida; Poales; Poaceae. Gene Ontology annotation, biological process: mRNA splicing, via spliceosome. The record is from RefSeq and is a predicted model, not a curated record. The coding region runs from base 191 to 991 and encodes 266 amino acids.
GCCCACAACGAACCGACAAUACAAAAGGCCCACGAGCCCACGACAUGUGCCCGCUUCUUCGCACCAACGCCAACUCAAACCCCCUCGAAAACCCUCUCAGAUUCAUCUCCACCGCCGCCGCCUCCCCCUCGCCGCCGAAACCCUAACCCUAGCCGCCGCCGCGGGCGUCUACACCGCAGCCGCUGGCGCCAUGUCGAACCCGAAGGGCUCCAAGAUGCUCCAGUUCAUCAACUACCGCAUGCGCGUCACGAUCCAGGACGGCCGGCAGCUCGUGGGCAAGUUCAUGGCCUUCGACCGCCACAUGAACCUCGUCCUCGGCGACUGCGAGGAGUUCCGCCGCCUCCCGCCCUCCAAGUCCUCCAAGACCACCGGCGACCGCGAGGAGCGGAGGACCCUCGGCCUCCUCCUCCUCCGCGGCGAGGAGGUCGUCUCCAUGACCGUCGAAGGCCCGCCGCCGCCCGACGAGUCCCGCGCCAAGGCCGCCGCGGCGGGGGGCGCGCUCGCGGGCCCUGGUGUCGGGCGCGCGGCCGGACGCGGGUUGCCCACCGGCCCGCUGCUCCAUGCCGCUCCGGGGCUCGCUGGACCGGUACGGGGCGUGGGCGGGCCGGCCCCCGGCAUGAUGCAGCCCCAGAUCUCGCGCCCCCCGAUGCCGAACCUCUCGGCGCCUCCUGUGGCGUACCCGCAGGUCGUGCGCCCGCCGCCGGGGCCGAUGGCCCCGCUCAUGCGACCUGGAAUGCCACCGCAGAUGCAGAUGCAGUUCCAACGCCCGCCUGGUGCGCCGCCUGCCCCGUUCCCUGGGGGACCGCCGCCACAACAGUUCAUGAGGGGACCGCCGCCGAUGGGGCCUCCACAGGGGAGGCCUGGGAUGCCGGGGCCACCACCGCCCGGGAUGAGGCCUGGGAUGCCGCCGCCACCGUUCGGACAACCCAGGCCUGGGAUGCCGCCACCGCCGCCUGGUCCGCAGCAGCCUGGGCAGAACCCGCAACAGUAGAUUGCUACCUGGUUAAGCUUCUUCCUGUCACACCUAUGGAAGAUUUUCGUAUUGCGAGAAAGGACCGCGGAAGACCCGCGGAUUCAUCGUUGCUUCACCAUUCUGUUCCAUAUCGGGCUACUGGUAGUUUCCUUUCGGUAUUGUGAGAGAAGAGAACCUUGUCAGUGUAGCACUCUUGCUUCGAUUGGAGGGGAUGCUAUUCUGAUGCAAUGUACGUAAAGAAGCUAGAUCUUGUUUUAACUGUUGGAUGUUGAGUUAGGGAUAUGGAUAACUUGUUUUAUCGUGUUUGAAGUCUGAACCUUGUUA